Molecule: messenger RNA, 1517 nt
Organism: Saccostrea cuccullata (small rock oyster)
Lineage: Eukaryota; Metazoa; Mollusca; Bivalvia; Ostreida; Ostreidae
Product: kyphoscoliosis peptidase-like
Exons: 1
Cellular component (GO): cytoplasm
Source: RefSeq, a predicted model, not a curated record
UUUAAGUACGCACAACCAACCAAUCACGCUUGGAAUGCAGUUCACGUGGUCGGGCAAUGGUGUUUGAUUGACUGUACCUUAGGCGCAGGGCACGUGAAUGACGAGGGUCAUUAUACCAGGGAAUUCGAAAACUUUUAUUUCCUUACCGAUCCCGACCAGUUGAUUUCUACCCAUUUUCCCUACAUGGACAACAACAAAAAAGAAAGCAAAGCUUGGCAACUUCUUCAGAAACCUUUUACAUUACAAUCAUUUAAUAAGAAUGUAAAAAGGACGAUAAAAUCCUUCAAGUGGGGCGUGGAUCUAGUUUCUCAUAGACAGGCUGUGAUUCAGGUGACGUUGACUGCCACUGUGUUUAUAAAAGGGACGACAAAAAUGUUAAACAAUGUAGCGGCACGUUUAACGGACACAGACGGUAAUGUUCAUAAGCAGUAUACAUUAGUGCAAAAUCCAGACCAGAACUUAUUUUCCAUUCGAGUACGUCCUCCAACGAUGGGUAAGUUUCGGUUGACAAUUCUCGGAAGUAUUGACCAGAAGGACACGACACUUUAUGCACUUGUGUCAUACAUAUUGCGUUGUAGGCAAACAGAGCAAAAGGUGUAUUUAUAUCCCAAACAUACCGGGGUCUGGAGGUCAAGGUCUGAUUACAGAGAUUUUGGAUUUCAAACCGGUGUGGAUUCACCUCUUAUAAUAACCCCAAAAGAUGGCAUUUUAGAGUUGACUUUACCUAUAGAAAGAGAUUUCCCUGUUUCAUAUAGAUUAAGUUACUCUGAAGGCACACUGAAAAACAUAGAACGCUAUGUGUUGGUAGAAAACAUUGGAAAUGCAAUAUCCAUACGUGGUCACUUUUCAGAGAAAGGAUUCUAUAAAUUACAAAUCUUUUGUAAAGCAAAAUCAGGGGAUUAUGAGCCAGUUCUUUUGUAUUUGAUAGACUGUACUAAAGAUGCCAUGAACCACUCUGUACCAUUUCCAGUUAUGUACUCCUCCGCCUCAGAAUAUCACUGCCAGCUUCUGGAACCAUUAACACGUGAAUUGCCGGAAGAGACGUGGAUAAAAAUAAGGUUUCGGUCAAGUGACAUCAUCAAAGCAGUCGUAAAUGGAAGAAAAAUUGAAAAAGGAAAUGGUGACGUUUGGCGAGCGGCUGUCCGAACUUCCACUGCCGGCGGAAGUGUGCGAGUUGCCGGAACAAGCGAUUCUAAGGGCCGCUAUUGGGUGCUAUACGAAUUUAACGUAGUCAAGGGAGCUAAUUCUCUGGUGCUUGAGGAUGUUUUGACGGCUCGGUCUAUCACGUCACAACCUCCUACGACCCAACGAUCAGAGAAGCAAUCAAAGACACCAAACCAAAAGGGCAUCCUUAAGAGACAAAUCAAAGAGAAAACUGUAAUUAUUUCAAAAUGAAAUGUAUUAUUCGUUAAAAAAGACAUCGAUAUGAAGACAUUAAUAUGUGAUUCAUACUGUAAGCUAAUAAAUUUUCUGUCUCGCUGACGAAAUACAUUAACUCCAUAUGCGACGAGAAAUAG